AUGGGCCUAGUGGGUCGGAACGCCAACUUUGUUUUCGUUGAGCACAGAGGCCACCACGGCGGUAUGGCUCGAAAGGAGCGAGGGUCCGUUAGGAGACAUAUUGCGAACGAAACUCUGCGAAAAAGAUGUGCGCGACACGAGCCACCUGCCUCGCCGGCCUUCAGCGAAGCAAUGGUCAUGCAGAAAGUCUCGCCUAAGGACAGUGAUAUCGACACGGAAAUGACCGAAAAAGCAACCUCGGACAAGGCCCAGGAAACAAGAACUCCGCUGGAUCGACUUGGUGUUUUAUCAUUGCCCAUAGGCAAACCUGAUGACUCUGAACUCAUCGAUCACAUCUCCACAAGGUUGUGGCCUGGCUUCCGCUACAAUUUCGAAGGGUCGGUCAAUCCUUUUCCUAAGUACUGGCUACCUCGGAGCCUUGAGAAUCCAGCUUUGUAUCACGCGUUUGUAUUUUCUGCGCGUUGUCACUUAUCGUCUCGUUUGAGUUUGGCAGGGCAGAAGCCGCGCGAUAAGGGGAAAUUAGUCUCCUUGGAAACGAGAGCCCUCGUUGCAACAAGAGAUCAAAUCAACUGUCACAACAUGACAACUUCUGCAAACACGCUCGAAGAUCUCAUCAUGAUCACUAUAUGCCUUGCCACAAAUGUACAGGGUGAAAGUUUGCUGAUGGCCCGAGAUCCAUCGCCUUUCUAUCCCAUCUUGACGAGUGGUCGCUGGUUGGAUACCUAUGGCGCUCUCGCUUGCCGAAAUGUACAUUGGAAUGCUGUUCUGCAGCUUGUUGAAAAAUGCGGUGGCAUAGAAAAGAUUAGCUCCUUUGGCCUUCCUUGGGUAAUUACCUGCGCGGCAUUGAACGUGGCUUCAACUACGCUCUCCCCGCCUGCAUAUCCAUUGCUGGAUGUUAAGGGGAGACCAUGCCAAAUGAAGAAAUAUAAAGAAUUAGUCAACUUCAACUUAUGUGAACCCGCAUGUUUAACCAUGGGUGGAGGUUUCGAGAUCCUAAAGAAUGUCGGAUUGUCCGACAAUCUAGUGAAUGCCUUCACGUCGCUGGGAGACUUCUCCAUGGCUCUAGAUGCAUAUUCUACCGGCCAAAUGACCAAUGUUGAUAUGGACGCCAUGCUUGACACUCGCGAUGUCGUGAUCCAUACGCUGUUGUCUCUUCCUUCGGAUUAUGAUGCGCCAACGAUGCAAUCUCGCGCUGGUUUUACCACUCUACCAGGGAGCUCGGCGGAAGCUGAUAUCAGUCUCUUCAUAUACCAGGCGUGUCGAUGGGCAGCGCUAUUAUACGUGAUCAUGCUUCCUUGCGUCUCAGGGUCUGGCUUCUGGUAA
Messenger RNA from Penicillium lagena, 1323 nucleotides. RefSeq lists its product as uncharacterized. Bases 1 to 1323 code for a protein of 440 amino acids. The transcript is spliced from 3 exons. Lineage: Eukaryota; Fungi; Ascomycota; Eurotiomycetes; Eurotiales; Aspergillaceae. The record is from RefSeq and is a predicted model, not a curated record.